ACAUUUUGGUUUGAUUUGUUUGCGCCUCGACACUUUGACACGCUCAGUAAAUAUUACAAAUUAGGAAUUUGGAUAUUUAUUGGGUUUAUGUGUAAAAGAGGAUUACAUUGUUAGUUAUAAUUUCGUAUUGUUAAGUUAGUUUUAUUGUACAAAAUAAACAACGAUAAUGGCUGAUGUUUUGGAUAUUGAAAAUUCAGAGGAAUUUGAAGUUGACGAAGAUGGAGAACAGGGAAUCGCUCGUCUGAAGGAAAAGGCGCGAAAACGUAAAGGCCGUGGUUUUGGAUCUGAAGGUGGCGGACAAGCAGAGAGAGGCAAUAGGGGAAGAUAUGACAGUUUAGCUCCAGAGGGCGAUGGUAACACACCGGGGCCACAGAGAUCAGUGGAAGGUUGGAUUUUGUUUGUCAGCAAUGUGCACGAAGAAGCGCAGGAGGAAGAUAUACAGAAUCAAUUCUCAGAAUUUGGCGAGAUUAAAAACAUACACUUAAAUCUGGAUCGCCGUACGGGUUUCCUCAAGGGAUAUGCUCUAGUUGAAUAUGAAACAUAUAAGCAAGCUGCUAGUGCACGCGAAGCCCUAGACGGGGCAGAUAUCCUGGGACAAUCUAUUUCAGUGGACUGGUGCUUCGUCAAAGGCCCCACAAAGGGGCACAAGAAGCGACGAUAGUUCUAGUCUCGUAACAGUAUAUUUAUAUUUCAAGAGUUCAUCUUUUAUAUUUAAAAUAAAAUUUUUGACCAUC
Zerene cesonia (dogface butterfly) is the source of this 734-nucleotide messenger RNA. It is a transcript of the gene tsu, whose product is annotated as RNA-binding protein 8A. NCBI's taxonomy places the organism in Eukaryota, Metazoa, Arthropoda, Insecta, Lepidoptera, Pieridae. The transcript is spliced from 5 exons. The record is from RefSeq and is a predicted model, not a curated record. Gene Ontology annotation, biological process: RNA splicing. Gene Ontology annotation, cellular component: exon-exon junction complex; nucleus; cytoplasm. Gene Ontology annotation, molecular function: mRNA binding. The coding region runs from base 167 to 661 and encodes 164 amino acids.